Messenger RNA from Populus nigra (black poplar), 5658 nucleotides. RefSeq lists its product as uncharacterized. Bases 1 to 5658 code for a protein of 1885 amino acids. NCBI's taxonomy places the organism in Eukaryota, Viridiplantae, Streptophyta, Magnoliopsida, Malpighiales, Salicaceae. The record is from RefSeq and is a predicted model, not a curated record. Gene Ontology annotation, biological process: DNA repair; telomere maintenance. The transcript has 13 exons. Gene Ontology annotation, molecular function: DNA helicase activity.
AUGACUACCCGACGACAACGCUUGCAAUCAUCAUAUGCAAUUAAUAAUGAGCAAGAUUCUCCAUAUAUUUCAUCGCAACAAGAAAAUGAAACUUAUAUUUGCUCAGUUGGUACGUUAACACGAUCAUCAAGGCUAGCUACAAAUCUUGAUCCUGGGCCUUCCAAUGUUCAGCUCUCAAAUUUUUAUCAAGGAGAGAGCUCACGUUCUCAACCUUCAUUGUAUUCUCAAAACUGGCAAGAUCAUGAUUGUUUAGCUUCUACAAACAAUCAAUCUUACUCAUUACAAUCAUCAACUUUAUCAUACGCUGAUAGUCUUGGUGCUUCUGGUUCAACCUGUGUUGAUCAUGAACUUACAGCUUCUGCAGUUGAGCAACUAAUGAUUGGGCAAGCUUCAUAUCAAAAAAAAAGAAAAAGAAGUAUAAAUGAGUACAUUGACUUUGGUGACAAAACAUUCAAAUGCUCUCAUUGCAAGGCUUUUUUCUGGCUUGAUGAGAAGCUUGCACGCUCAACCAAAACCAAUCCACAAUUCUCACUUUGUUGUCUUGGUGGAAAGAUUAGGCUUCCACGACCAUUAUCGACGCCUCAUGUUCUUGAUAAACUUCUGGACCCUGCAUUUGGUGAAGCUUCUAAGAAAUUCCGCACAAAUAUUCGAGCCUACAACUCUAUGUUCGCUUUUACAUUCAUGGGGGCUAAUAUAGAUCACUCAGUUAAUUGUCGACCUGGGCCCUAUGUUUUUAAGAUAAAUGGCCAUUGUCAUCAUUUAAUGGGUUCUCUUUUGCCUUCUGAUGGAGAGACUCCAAAGUUUGCUCAACUUUAUAUUUAUGACACUACAAAUGAAGUUGCAAAUCGACUAGCACCGUUUCCACAUGGGAGCUCUGCUUCAACUUUAGAUGAAUCUGUUGUCAAGGAUCUUAUUGACAUGCUUAAUUCAACUAAUUGUUUAGUUGGCUUAUUUCGUCAUGCUUCGCAAAGGCUGUCAAUGUCUGACAAUCCUGGAUAUAAACUACGGUUGCUUGGUCAAAGAACUCAUGACUCAAGACAGUAUAAUGACCCAUCUUCAGAUGAUAUUGGUGGCUUGAUUGUUGGAGAUAUUGGUGAUUAUCGUUCAGAACGAGAUAUUGUUAUUGAAAGUUCUUCAGGGACUUUACAAAGAAUCUCUAAAUUGCAUCCAAAAUUUAUGUCAUUGCAGUAUCCUCUUCUUUUUCCAUUUGGUGAAGAUGGUUAUCGAACUAAUAUUAGUUUUGCCAACCAUGAUAAUCAAGUUCAUAGAAGGCGUCAAAAUGAAGACAGGCUUGAUUACAUUAGAAUGAACCAAAAUGAUCUUCGGACUGAACUCUAUCAAGGCAUUAAUGAAGCUGUUCUUAGAGGUGAUAUUCAAGGGUCCAAGACAGGAAAAAUUAUUCUCCCCUCUUCUUUAACUGGUAGCCCGCGAUACAUGAUAAAUAAUUACCAAGAUGUUAUGGCCAUUUGUAGGGCAUAUGGAAAUCCAGAUCUUUUCAUCACAUUCACAUGCAAUACAAGCUGGCCUGAAAUCCAAAGAGAGCUUAAAAAAGGCAGACUUUAUAAACAUGAAGACAAGCCUGAUAUAAUCACACGUGUUGUUAGACCAAAGGUUCUUGAUAUGUUGAAGUUCAUCAAAUCUGGUGUCCCUUUUGGCAAGACAAUUGCUGAUGUAUGCUCAAUUGAGUUUCAAAAGAGAGGGCUUCCACAUGCACAUAUUUUGGUUUGGCUUGCCUCUGAAUUUAAAUGUCGAACUGCUGAUGAUGUUGACUCGAUUGUUUCUGCUGAAAUACCAGAUAAGAAUAUUGAUCCUUUAUGUCAUGAAAUUGUCUCUAAGUUCAUGAUACAUGGUCCAUGCGGCGUUGCAAAGCCGAAUGCACAAUGCAUGUUGGAAUGUAGAUGUGCAAAGUCAUUUCCAAAAAAAUUCAAAGACUCAACUGUUUUUGGUGAGAAUGGGUUUGUUUAUUAUAAGCGACGUGAAUGCCGCAAUAAUUUUGUUCUCAAGGAUGGAAUAAUGCUUUGCAAUGACUAUGUUGUUCCAUACAAUAAAGAACUUUUAAUGCGGUAUAAUGCACAUAUAAAUGUUGAGAUAUGCUGUCAAUCAAUGCUCAUCAAAUAUCUAUUUAAAUAUGUCAACAAAGGGCCUGAUAGAUGUCGUAUGGUGCUCCAAAAUGAAACAAAUGAUGAGAUACAAGCAUAUCUUAAUUGUCGUUUUAUCUGCCCCUAUGAAGCUGUUUGGCGUAGCGAGUCUCUCCAUUCUGUUCUUAGAAGGCCGGGUAUUAAUAAAACAAUGCUUACUGAAUGGUUCGAAUGCAACAAGAAAGAUUCUAAUGCACGAGAACUUUGCUAUUCAGAAUUUCCAAGCAAGUAUGUAUGGGAUGCUGGGCAAAAAGAAUGGAUUACAAGAUCAAAGGGGUUUAGCCUUGGGCGUUUAACAUAUAUACAUCCUGCUGCCGGGGAACUUUAUUUUUUACGAUUGCUUUUAAACCAUAUUAAAGGGCCAAUAGGAUUUGUUGAUUUAAGAAAAGUUGAUGGGAUUGUUUAUCCAACAUUUCAACUUGCUUGCAAAGCAUAUGGGCUUUUAGGCGAUGAUAAAGAAUGGUCUGAGGCUUUUUGUGAAGCCAUCACAACUGCAACAUCUCCACAACUUAGACAACUUUUUGUCAGCAUUGUUUUAUUUUGUGAAAUCGUUGAUCCUUUGGUUUUAUUCAAUCAAUUUUGGCAUUCAAUGCACGAUGACAUCCUUUAUAGGUUGAGAAUAUCUUUUAAAAUGCCAAAUUUGAUUUUAUCUGAUGAUCAGCUUAAGAAUUAUGUGUUAUAUGAGCUUGAACAACUUUUCAAUGAUGCUGCAACAACACUUCAAGAUCAUAAAUUGCCAAUGCCCAAUGGCCAAUUGUUAAUUGAAAUUAGGAACAAGCUUCUAAGAGAAGAACUUAAUUAUGAUCUUGCUGACCUUAAGAGUCAACAUUCAGUCAAUCUCCCCCUUCUCAACAAUGGACAGAAAAUAAUAUAUGAUUCAGUUGUUGCAGCUGUCCUUCAAAAGAAACAAAGUUUAAUCUUUGUUCAUGGUCAUGGAGGAACUGGUAAAACUUUUUUAUGGCAUACAAUCAUCAAUCGCAUCAGAUCUGAGGGGUUAGUUGUCCUUGCUGUGGCCUCAUCCGGUAUUGCAUCUCUUUUAUUACCAGGCGGUCGUACAGCCCAUUCAAGAUUCAAAAUCCCACUUACUGUUGAUGAAUUAUCAACAUGUGCCAUCAAGAAAAACACACAUCUCUCUAGCCUUCUUGAAAUAACUUCUCUUAUAGUUUGGGAUGAAGCGCCAAUGAAUAACAGGUGUUGUUUUGAAGCCCUUGACCGUUCAAUGCGUGAUGUCCUCUCAGGGUGUGACAAUUGUAGUCGAGAUCUUCCAUUUGGCGGUAAAACAGUUUUGCUUGGCGGUGAUUUUCGCCAAAUAUUACCAGUUAUUCCUGGUGGAACAAAAGAAGAGAUAAUUAAUGCUUCUCUAAGCAGCUCAGCUUUAUGGCCUAAAUUUACUGUAUUAACUCUUACAGAAAACAUGCGCCUCUCUACUCAUGGUCUAGCCGCUGAAGAAAGAACUGAAAUCAGCGAAUUUGCUAGGUGGAUUUUAAGCGUUGGUAAUGGUGAUAUCUCUGAUUUACCUUUCUCUGGUGAGUUAGAUGAUUCUUUUAUUAGUAUUCCCUCAGAUCUACUCCUUCAUGCUUCAUGUGAUCCAAUUCCAGCCAUUGUCUCAGCAAUUUAUCCAUCUAUUUCUGAGCCUCAAAUGGACCCCUGCUAUUUUAGAGAAAGAGCCAUUGUAACAUCGAAAAACACAACAGUUGCUGAAAUUAAUGAUUUUGUGCUUGCUAUGACGCCCGGCGACAAACAUAUCUAUCUUAGCACAGAUUCUAUUUCAACAUCGUCAAGAGAGACUGACAUUGCCAAUUCAUUAUAUCCAACAGAAUAUAUCAACCAACUUGAAUUCAAUGGUGUGCCAUCUCAUACACUUGCUUUGAAAAUCGGAACACCAGUCAUGUUACUUAGAAAUAUCAACCCAUCUAUUGGUUUAUGUAAUGGGACAAGACUUAUAGUGACACAGCUUUCAGCGAGAGUCAUUGAAGCACAGAUAAUAACUGGGUCUAAUAUUGGUAAUAGAGGUAACGCAAUACAGGGCUCAGCUAAAGGCAAGGAUAUACAAUUGUUUACUACUUCUAUCAUUGAAGGUGAUUACUACCAAAUCAGCGGAUUCUAUACAUUUGAAAAUAGAUACACCAACUCCGUUGUUGCCCACGAAGCCGUUAUUGAUCUCAAGUCUGACACAAAAGUUGCAAGGCUUAAUCCACUGACACCCCAAGUACCACGCCAUUACUUUAACUUCAUCGACUUUGCACAUUUGUUGACUAAAGGAAAGGGAUCAAGAACACUCACUGAUGUACUCGGUCGAUUAAAAGCUAUUCAGCCACUUGAGCAAGUGUUGGUUCGAGGUCAAGACAUAACAGACAAGAAAGAGUUUAUCAUUGAAAAUAUCAGGGGUGAUGAACUUAGGAUAACUCUUUGGGGCGACGUUGCUAAAAGCUUUGAUGAUUCUGUUUUGCAUGAACACACAAAUCCAAUUAUUGUUGUUUUUGCUGGCUUUCGAGUCACUGAGUUUAAAGGAAAACCAAACCUUGCUAGCACUGUUGCCUCCUUAUGGUAUUUCAACCUAGAAAUUCCUGAGGUUCUUCCAUAUAAGCAUCACUAUAAUCAGCUGCCAGUUGAGGUCUAUCAACUCCCUGCUUCCAUGAAUGCCGUUAGAUCCAUCGAACAACAAAUAAAUGAAAACAGGAAGACUAUCAAAGAAAUUCUUUGUAUGGAUCCAUAUGAACACAAAAGCGAAAGAUUUACAUGCAAAGCUUCCAUAGCUGACUAUGAUCUUCAUAGAGGAUGGUGGUAUCAAAGUUGCCCUUUAUGCACAAAAUCAUUGUCUGACAAAGGCACAAUUUUUAGAUGCAUUGAACACAAUGAAGUAACGCCGGUUCCAUGGUUUAAAGUUGAUUGUAUUGUGACUGAUGGCAAUGAUGUUGCAACAUUUCUAAUGGUUGGAAAAACUGCUGAAAACUUCUUUAGCUCCUCUGCCCAUUGCUAUCUCUAUGACAAAGGGUUUAUUGAUUGCAUCCCACCUCCUAUGAUUGAAAAAUUAAACAAGGACAAGAUUUUCCAGCUGAGAUUUGGAGCUUUUCGCUCAAUUGUUAACCGUUGUGACAUCAUUGUUACCAAUGUUUUUGACGACAUUGUAACUGCUGAGGCUCCCCCCUUGCCUGAUGAACCAGAGCUACAUAUUAUUGAUGUUCCUCUUAAGAAUCAACCAGCUUCAUCAUCCUUUAAAGUUGCCUCUCCAUUAGACCCAACAACACCAACACCUAUUCCACCAUCCAAAACUAAUGCUAAUUUCUCACAACAGCCACAAGUGUCCCUAGAGCAACCAUAUAUGGUUGGUCCUUUUCCAUCACAGGCCAAAAGACAGUUGCUAUUUGAAGAUGAAACGCCUAUUCAAAGCUCUGCAAUAGCUAUUGUAGCUGAUCCUCAGGCUGGAUUCGCACCACUUGACCAUGAUACAUCAACCAUCGCUGAGGCAAAUGAUCCACCAUGCAAACGCCAACGCCCUUUUAAACAAGACCGUGAUUAG